Messenger RNA from Scleropages formosus (Asian bonytongue), 3313 nucleotides. It is a transcript of the gene prom2, whose product is annotated as prominin 2. Gene Ontology annotation, molecular function: cholesterol binding. The transcript has 24 exons. Bases 205 to 2643 code for a protein of 812 amino acids. The record is from RefSeq and is a predicted model, not a curated record. Gene Ontology annotation, cellular component: microvillus; prominosome; apical plasma membrane. NCBI's taxonomy places the organism in Eukaryota, Metazoa, Chordata, Actinopteri, Osteoglossiformes, Osteoglossidae.
CCUACCACUCUCAGGUUUUUCCAGGAAGCAGCACUCACACCUGUGGGCUGGUGACUGAGUCAGAGCACACCUGAAGUUUACUCUUUACACUGUCCUUCACCGGGGACACCUUUCACCUGGCUCUGCGGGGGAUAUCAGAUGUGGAGAUUGCAACUGGUGCCAUGAAGUAAGAAGCUCCAGUUCUUUCCCCAAUCAGCGUGAACAAUGACACUGACAUGGGGGCCAAUACGAUGUUACCUCGGUGUGCUGAUACUGGACCAGUGUCUGGCCAUGCAGGCCCCCACUAACUGCCCCAUGACACCCAGACGCAGGGACCUCAGAAGUGUCCAGUACCAGCCAGCACUCAGGCUAGGCGCAGACUUCAGCUUCAUAUCGGGAUUUGUCCAUUCCUUCCUUGGAACAGUUCAACCAAAUCCUUUUCCAAAAAAACUGUUUCAGAGUUUUGUGGAAGGCAACAAUAUCGUCCAGAACCCGGACACUAUCAAAGAGGUGCUUCGCUACGAGACUGGCUUCCUUGUGUGUGCUGCUAUCGGCCUCCUCUACCUGGUGCUGGUGCCUCUGGUGGGCCUGUGCCUGGCAUGCUGUCGGUGUUUUGAUCAUUGCGGGGGCCGCAUGUACCAGGAGCAGAGCCAGGGAAUCCAUGUUCGACGGCGCGGGCUGUUCUGGGCCACUUUGAUCACUACCAUCUUCAUCCUGGCAGGCAAUGCCUGCAUGUUCCAGAGCAACCAGUUGCUGGAUAUGAGUGUGGAACAAAGCCCGCAGGGGCUGGGGAAUGUUGUAACCAACCUGCAGAUCUACCUCUCUGCUGUCCCACAGCAAAUCCACACCGUAGUCAAUGAAAGUUUCCUGACCAUUGAUGAGAUUGCAAAAAACCUGAUGAGCAUUGAUUCCUCGCUUGGCACCGAGAUCCAGAGCAGCAUCCAUAGACAAGUGUCAAAGGCUUUAAAGUCUGUUCACGAGAUGUCUGCAGUGGUGAACAGCACAAAGCAGGACCUGGUGCAAUUCAACAACACACUGCGUCAGCUCCAGCCCAAGGUUGCACAGCUACAGGCUGAACUGAAUGAUGUGAAGAUCAGGGUCAACCGUACUCUUCCCAGCAACACCACGCUGCCUGAACUGAACGCCCUUUCCCUAAAUGCCAAGUUCACCGUGCCGAACCUGAUGGACCUGCAGUCUGCAGUGGACAGAGCUGACUUUGAUGCUCAAGUUAGACAAGGAUGGGAGUUCCUGCAGAGCAUACCAAGACAGGUGUCCAACCAGAGUAGAGAUGCUGUUCAGAGUAUCGAACAGCAACUGGUUCAGAUCAAGGGGCAGAUCUCCCAUUUGUCCGAAGACCUUCCCCUCCACAGUCUUAAUGAUGUGUCUGAACAGAUGAAAACUGUGAGAACAUUCAUCACCAAAUACUCCCCUCAGAUCUUGGGCACAGAGAGAUACAGGUGGGCUGUGUGUCUGGUUCUGUGCUUUGUGGUUCUGCUGGUGGUACUUUGCAAUGCCUUGGGCUUGCUGCUAGGUCCGAUGGGACUCCAACCCAAAGCAGACCCCACUAAGCGCUCUGACACUGCCAACUGCGGAGGGCUCUUCCUGAUGGCGAGUGCCGGCUUCAGCUUCCUCUUUGGUUGGAUCUUCAUGCUCUUGGUCCUGGUGCUCUUCCUCACAGGGGGCAAUUUGUACACAUUGGUUUGUGUGCCCUGGCAGAGCCAAGAGUUGUUCCAGAUCAUAGACACUCCAGGGAUGAUCCCAGGAUUGUCACUGUCAGAGACACUACACCUGAAGACAAAACUUACACUCAGUGAAGUGUACAGCGACUGCCAUCAAAACAUGUCCUUAUGGAACACGCUCCAUCUGUCAGAGUUAUUUAAUCUUGACCAGUUUCUCAACAUCUCAAAGUACACCGAGCAGAUACAGCAGGACUUCGAGAAGCAGAAUAUCACCUUGAGAGUGGUCAAUAUUCUCACAUGGGAUCUGCGCACACAGCUGCAGAAUUUCAGCAAAAUAGCAGGAGGAGUGAACUUUGGAAACAUCUCACAGCAGAUAUACAAUUUUUCAAACACAAUUCUGAACAUAUCUGGCACGUUGGAUCACUUAGCCGACAAGCAAACCAAUAUAAGUGUAAAGGCAGAACUGCAACAGCUGGCGACUGCAUUGAGAGGCAUCCAGAACAAUGUCACCGUGAACAUCAUGCCAAUGGUGCAUAUCGUUGAUGACACUCUUCAGUCUCUGGGCACCAUACUUUCACACAUUAACGACACUGUGGGAAAUGUUCUGACAGACAUAGAGGAAGCUCAGAACUUCCUCAAUAGUAACACUUCAGAGAUAGUAAAAACUAUAAGCAGAAGAUUUCUGGAAUGUCAGAUGGCCUAUUUUACAUCUUAUAUUCACUGGGCAAAUAAAACGAUAACACAGGAGAUUGGCCGCUGUGGCCCGGUGGCUGGGGUGGUCGACACGGUGGGAAGGUUGGCCUGCUCCUAUAUUGUGGAAUCCCUGAAUGCCUUCUGGUUCAGCCUGGGUUGGUGUCUGAUCUUCCUCAUUCCCAACAUCAUCUUCUCCAUCAAACUGGCCAAGUUCUACAGGAGGAUGAAGCACAAGGACGUGCUUGAGAACCACAUACAACUGACCCAUAUCCCUCGGGCCACCAUGGAAUAGGAACACCAGCAAAAUCCAUCUAUUGCCUCGUAAAUAUUCCUGGAGAUUAAUGGACUGACAAAUAUACUCAGAUGCUGCCCCUCAAACACUAAAGUAAUGGAGUCAUGUCAACAUAUCCUGUCACAACGAGAUUCAAGGAGUCCCGUCCACCAGGCUUCCACACUGAAGUCCUGUAUGGAUACUCUACACAUCCCUUGCUAGUACCUCUUGAAUUACUUUGGGCUUGGGAAAGGUUCUGAACCUGAGUUUGGUUCACCCACUGCUUGGAUUGUUUCUGUGUGCAGUAUGUCUAUGUCAUUUCAAAUGUAUUUUACAGUUUUUAAUUUGCUGUAGCAUUCAUAUAUUUCUGACUGCAUGUAUUGUACUGAUAAACAGACUGAGUAUUCAUAAAUAAUUUCACAGCUUAAAAAAGCAAACUGAAAUACAGGGCAAGGUAUACAUGAUUUACAAGUCUUGCAACAUAAUUUAGUAAAUAUAUUACUAGAAAAACCACAAGCACCUCUGGAGAGGUGAUUUGUGUUCUAGUUUACACAUGGUAUGUUCACAGCAUUCAGUGAUAGUCAGAUCAUUUGUUCAUUGUAGUUAUCAGGAAGUCUGUUGCUGUUUCAAUGGCUCUAUGCUACCUACAGUUUCAAAAUACAUAUACAAAUAAGCUUGGCUUUUGGAUAUA